AUGGUGUUCGAGUCGGUGGUCGUGGACGUGCUGAACCGGUUCUUGGGGGACUACGUGGUGAACCUGGACACGUCCCAGCUCUCGCUGGGCAUCUGGGGAGGAGCUGUGGUUUUGAAGAACCUUGAAAUUAAAGAAAAUGCCCUGAGUCAACUGGAUGUACCAUUUAAAGUUAAAGUUGGUUAUAUAGGUAAUCUUAAUCUUAAAAUUCCAUGGAAAAACCUCUAUACUCAACCAGUUGUAGCUGUACUGGAAAACAUUUAUUUACUCAUAGUGCCUUCUUCUAUAAUAAAAUAUGAUUUUAUAAAAGAAGAAAAGCAACUUUUGGAAGCAAAGCAGCAGGAACUAAAAAGAAUAGAAGAAGCCAAACAAAAAGUAGCUGAUCAAGAAAAACUCCUGGUGGAAAAACAAGACACCUUUACAGAAAAAUUAAUUACUCAGAUUAUAAAAAAUCUUCAAGUGAAAAUUUCCAACAUCCAUAUUCGUUAUGAAGAUGAUAUCACAAAUCAAGAAAACCCACUGUCAUUUGGUAUUUCUCUUCAAAAUCUCAGCAUGCAGACAACGGAUCAUAACUGGGUUCCAUGUUUACAUGAUGAAACUGAGAAACUAUUUCGUAAGUUAAUCCGAUUGGAUAACCUUUUUGCUUAUUGGAAUGUGAACUCCCGGAUGUUUUAUCUCACUAGUUAUCAUGAUUCAUUGGAAAGCUUGAGGAAUGGCAUAGUUGAUGAAAAUAUUAUUCCAGAAGGUUAUGAUUUUGUAUUUCGCCCCAUAUCUGCUAAAGCCAAACUUCAGAUGAAUCACCGAGCUGAUUUUGACUUUUCCGCCCCUAAGAUAAAACUGGAUGUUGAAUUACAUGACAUAGCGAUUGAAUUUAAUAAACCACAGUAUUUCAGUCUUAUGGAGCUUCUUGAAUCAGUUGAUAUGAUGACCCAAAAUCUGCCAUAUAGGAAGUUCAGACCUGAUGUACCUGUUCACGGCCAUGCCAGAGAAUGGUGGGUUUAUGCUAUACGUGGUAUUCUUGAAGUAAAUGUUUGCCCCCACUUACGGAUGUGGUCAUGGAAACAUAUUUGUAAACAUCGGCAACAAAUGAAGCAAUAUAAAGAACUCUAUAAGAAAAAACUAAUAAAUAAGAAGCCACCUGUUGAAGUUCUCAGCUGUUUGGAGGAGUUGGAGAAGACUCUGGAUGUAUUUAAUAUAACUAUAGUGAGACAACAGGCAGAAGUUGAGUUAAAGAAAGCAAGAUACAAGAUAUACAAAGAAGGAAUAAAAGAUUCAGAGGAAAAUAAAGGAUGGUUUAACUGGUUGUGGACUUGGUCAGAACCACAAACUAAAGAACAGCAGCCUGAUCUUAAACGUGGAGGUAUUGAAGAAAUCUUGACACCUGAAGAAAAAACUUUACUCUAUGAAGCAAUUGGCUAUAGUGAAACAGCAGUUGACCCAACCUUGCCAAAAUCAUUUGAAGCCAUGAAGUUGUACAUGCACUUGAAAAGUAUGUCUAUCGUUCUAAGAGAAGAACAACGAAAACGUGAGCUAUUAAAUAUUGUAGUAAAAGAAUUUAGCACUUGGGUUGUACAAAGACCGGGAGCACAAUCAAUAAAAUUUGAAACCAAAAUAGAUUCCUUUCAUGUUACUGGCCUACCAGAUAAUUCAACAAAACCCCGCCUCCUGUCCUCAUUGGAUAAUACUGCAUCACUUUUCCAGAUUACGUUUGAGACAAAUCCAUUAGAUGAAACUGUUGCUCAAAGGUGUAUCAUAGAAGCUGAACCUUUAGAAAUAAUAUAUGAUGCAAGAACAGUGAAUAGUAUAGUGGAAUUCUUCAGACCUCCAAAAGAGGUAAAUCUAGCACAGCUCACUUCAGCGACUUUGACAAAACUUGAAGAAUUUCGUGAUAAGACAGCAACAGGUCUACUGUAUAUUAUUGAAACACAGAAAGUUCUUGAUCUCAGAAUUAAUUUGAAAGCUUCAUAUGUUAUUAUCCCACAAGAUGGAAUUUUUAGCCCUACAUCAAAUCUGCUUCUUUUGGAUCUUGGUCAUUUAAAGGUGACAAGUAAAAGUCGUUCACAAUUACCAGAUAUGAAACAAGGUGGGGCCAGACUUGAAGAGAUAAUGCAUAGAGCUUAUGAUUCCUUUGAUAUUCACCUUACAAGCAUUCAGCUGCUUUACAGCAGAGUUGGUGAUAAUUGGAAAGAAGCACGAAAACUCAAUAUGUCUACACAGCAUGUUUUGGUACCUUUACACUUCAAUGUGGAAUUCUCUAAGGCCAUAGUUUUCAUGGAUAUAAGGAUGCCUAAAUUCAAGAUUUUUGGAAAGUUACCACUGAUUUCUUUGCGAAUCUCAGAUAAAAAACUGCAAGGAAUUUUGGAAUUGAUUGAAAGCAUUCCAAAACCCACACCUGCACCUGAAGUACAUGCCCCUGUCAAGCCAUUUCAGAGGCAAAGGUCCACUUCUUUGGGAGCAUCACAGAUUUCACAGAAAGUGAUUCCUCUCUUGGAACUUGCAAGUGUUGAAUAUGAGUCAGAGGAGGAAUUUUAUGAUGCACCAUGUAGUCCUUUGGAAGAAUAUUUUCAGUCAACUGCUAGUGUUAAAAGUUGUCAACAAAAUAAGCUUCCAGAACUGGAUUCUUCAAAAAAUAUGAUUCAGUAUAAAAUAAGAUUUGAAGUGCCAGAGGUAUCGGUUCAGUUUUACCACCUUGUUGAGGAUUGUGAAUUACCUGUGGUAGAAAUUGUUGUCUUAGGAUUGGGCACAGAAGUAGAACUUAGAACAUUUGAUUUGAAAGCCAAUGCCUUUUUGAAAGAAUUCUGCUUAAAAUGCCCAGAAUACUUAGAUAUAAACGAAAAGCCAGUUUAUUUGAUUACAACACUGGAUAACACAAUGGAAGAUCUGUUAACACUAGAGUAUGUGAAGGCUGAAAAGAAUGUACCCAACUUGAAAAGUGCCUCUAACAAUGUUGAACAACUGAUUAAGGUGAAUUUUUCCUCUUUGGAUAUUCAUUUGCAUACGGAAGCACUCCUGAAUACAAUAAACUAUUUUAAUAAUUUUCUUCCACAAUUGGAGGAAAAGUCAGCCUCAGGGCAUGUUGCAGAGACAGAAGACAAGGGAGAGGUCAUUAAAAAAAUAGCUUCAAGACGAUACAGACAUGAAGAUAUUACCUUGCAGAUCUUAGCAGAAUUAUCAUGUUUACAGAUCUUUAUUCAAGAUCAGAAACAUAACAUUGCUGAAAUUAAGAUUGAAGGGCUUGAUUCUGAGAUAAUUAUGAGGCCUUCAGUAACUGAAAUAAAUGCAAAGCUAAGGAAUAUAAUUGUUUUGGAUUCUGAUGUAACAGCUGUAUAUAAAAAGGCUGUUUAUAUCACUGGAAAAGAAGUUUUCAGCUUCAAAAUCCUUUCUUAUGUGAAUGCAACUGCUGAUUCUGCAUACACAGAUAUGAGUGUGGUUGACAUUCAAGUUAAUUUAACUGUUGGUUGCAUUGAAGUAGUCUUAAUCAUAAAAUUUUUACAUUCUAUUUUGACUUUUAUAGAUAAUUUUCAAGCAGUGAAAGAAGCCUUGGCUGAAGCAACUGUCCAGGCGGCAGGAAUGGCUGCAACUGGUGUAAAAGAACUGGCACAAAGGAGUUCUAGAAUGGCAUUAGAUGUGAACAUCAAAGCCCCAGUUGUGGUCAUCCCACAGUCUUCAGUUUCUAAAAAUGUCCUUGUUGCUGAUUUUGGAUUAAUUACAAUGACCAAUACAUUCCACAUGAUAACAGAGAGCCAGAUCAAUCCCCCACCCAUUAUUGAUUUGAUUACGAUAAAGCUGAGUGAAAUGCGACUAUACAGGUCUCAAUAUAGUAAUGACGCAUACCAGGAAGUACUGGAUAUACUACUGCCAUUAAAUCUUGAGGUGAUUGUUGAGCGAAAUUUAGCCUGGGAGUGGUUCCAGGAAGUUCCUUGUUUUAAUAUAAAUGCUCAACUAAAGCCUAUGGAGUUCAUUCUUAGUCAAGAAGAUAUAACAACUAUCUUUAAAACAUUAUAUGGUAAUAUAUGGUAUGAAGGAGGUGGCAAUGUCCCAGUGGCAGGAGUGAAAGAUCAGAGUGUUACUAGUGGAGUCACUAAUGCUUCACAUCAUUCAGGAGGAACAACUGUAGUGACAGCUGCUGUGGUAGAAGUACAUUCAUGUGCCGCUCAAGUUAAGACAACACUAAAUAUGAGUUUCAAAACUGACUAUCUCACCAUGAUACUAUAUAGUCCAGGUCCUAAACAGACUUCCUUUACAGAUGUUCGUGAUCCUUCUCUGACACUUGCUGAAUUUAAGUUGGAGAAUAUAAUAAGUACUUUAAAAAUGUAUACAGAUGAGUCAGUAUCUGCUGCCUUCUCAUUAAAAAACUGUAUUUUAGAUGAUAAAAGGCCUCAUGUCAAGAAGGCAACUCCUAGAAUGAUAGGACUGACAGUUGGAUUUGACAAAAAAGAUAUGAUGGAUGUAAAGUAUAAGAAAAUCAGAGAUAGCUGGAUGUCUGAUGUAGUCCUUCAAGAAACAUAUAUUUGUGCAAGUGUGGAAUUUCUGCUGACAGUUGCAAAUGUCUUUCUUGAAGCCUACACCACAGGCACUGCUGUAGAAACCAAUGUUCAAGCAUGGGCUGCUAGAGAAGAAGUACCUGUACAGGUACAAGAAAAGUGGGAAGUGAAUAUUCUUAUUAAAAAUCCUGAAAUUGUGUUUGUGGCUGAUAUGACAAGAAAUGAUGCUCCUGCCUUAGUCAUUACAACACAGUGUGAAAUUGGUUUGAAGGGUGACCUUGAAAACAAUACAAUGACUGCUGCUAUUAAAGAUCUCCAAAUGAGAGCAUGCCCAUUUCUUCCUGACAAGAGAAAAGACAGAAUCACUACUGUUUUGCAGCCCUGUGAUUUGUUCUAUCAAGCUACUCAGAUAGGCACAGAUCCACAAGUGAUUGAUAUAUCACUAAAAUCUCUGACACUAAAGGUUUCACCAGUUAUCAUAAAUACUGUGAUCACCAUAACUGCAGCACUUUAUACCACCAAGGAAGCCACCCCACAGGAAGCCACUUCCUCUACAGCAUGUCUAUGGGAAAAGAAGGAUACGAAGACUUUAAAAAUGUGGUUUCUUGAAGAACCAAAUGAAGUGAAAAACAUAGCUCCCACAACUGAAUUGGUACCCAAGGGAGAGAUAAUAAAAAUGAACAUUGAUUCUAUUUUUAUAGUUCUUGAGGCUGGGGUUGGUCAUAGAACAGUGCCUAUGCUUUUGGCAAAAUCAUGUUUUUCAGGGGAAGGCAAAAACUGGAGUUCCCUCAUAAAUCUCCACUGUCAGCUGGAGUUAGAAGUGCAUUAUUACAAUGAAAUGUUUGGUGUAUGGGAACCUUUGCUUGAACCUUUAGAAAUUGACCAGACUGAGGAAUUUAGACCAUGGAAUCUUGGAAUCAAGAUGAAAAAGAAAGCAAAAAAGGCUAUUGUUGAGUCAGAUACUGAAGAAGAACAUUACAGAGUGCCAGAAUAUAAAACUGUCAUCAGCUUCUAUUCAAAAGACCAACUAAACAUUACAUUAUCCAAAUGUGGUCUUGUAAUGUUAAAUAAUUUAGUUAAGGCAUUUACAGAAGCUGCCACUGGAUCUUCAACUGUCUUGAUGAGGGAUCUAGCACCAUUUAUGAUUUUAAAUUCUCUUGGACUUAACAUCUCUGUUUCACCAAGUGAUUCUUUUAGUGUGCUCAACGUGCCAGUGGCAAAGUCAUACAUAUUGAAAAAUGAGGAAAGUUUAAGUAUGGAUUAUGUCCGAACAAAAGACAAUGAUCAUUUCAAUGCAAUGACCAGCCUAAGCAGCAAACUUUUCUUCAUUCUUCUUACACCUGCUAACCACUCUACUGCUGAUAAAAUUCCCUUAACAAAAGUGGGACGACGACUGUACACUGUACGACACAGAGAAUCUGGAGUUGAAAGAUCUAUUGUUUGUCAAAUUGAUGCAGUGGAAGGAAAUAAGAAAGUAACAGUUCGCUCCCCAGUGCAGAUUAGAAAUCAUUUCUCAAUCCCACUGUGUGUUUAUGAAGGGAAUACUUUAUUGGGAAUGGCUUCACCUGGAAAUGAAUUUAACAUACCAUUAGCAUCUUACCGAUCAUUCCUUUUUCUGAAACCAGAAGAUGAGGACUAUCAAAUGUGUGAAGCAAUUGACUUUGAAGAAAUUAUAAAAAAUGAAGGCACUUUUCUAAAGAGGAAAUGUAAACCUAUAAACCCUUCUAAGAAACCAUUUAUUAUUAAUGUUGUCCCAGAAAAAGAUAAUUUGACAUCUCUGUCGGUAUAUUCAGAAUAUGGUUGGGACUUACCAUACAUAAUACAUUUGUGGCCACCUAUCCUACUCCGAAAUCUUCUUCCUUACAAAAUUGUUUAUUAUAUAGAGGGGAAUGAACAUAGAGUUUUUACUCUAAAUGAAGGCUCUUCUGCCCAUAUUUGUACCGUACAAUUGGAUAAAGCCAUACUACAUUUAAAAUUACUUGACUAUCUUAAUCAAGAUUGGAAAAGUGAAUAUCAUAUAAUACCUAAUCAAGAAGAUAUUAGUUUCAUCAAUUUUACCUGUGUUACAGAAAUGGAAAAGACUGAUUUAGAUAUUGCUAUCCAUGUGACUUAUAAUCCUGGCCAGACAGUUGUGGCAUUUCAUAGCCCUUACUGGAUGGUCAAUAAAACAGGUCGAAUGUUACAGUAUAAAGCAGAUGGAAUUCAUCGAAAGCAUCCACCUAAUUAUAAAAUGCCAGUACUCUUUUCUUUUCAGCCAAAGCACUUUUUUAAUAACAAUAAGGUUCAGCUUAUGGUUACUGAUAGUGAAUUGUCAGAUCAGUUUUCAAUUGAUACUGUUGGUAGUCAUGGAGCUGUUAAAUGUAAAGGCAUGCACAUGGAGUAUCAAGUUGGUGUCAUUAUAGACCUCAGCAGUUUUAACAUUACCAGAAUUGUGACAUUUACCCCUUUUUAUAUGAUCAAAAAUAAAAGCAAGUAUCGUAUAUCAGUGGCUGAAGAGGGGAGUGAUAAAUGGCUCUCUCUAGAUAUGGAUCAGUGUAUCCCCUUUUGGCCUGAGGAUGCAUCAAAUAAACUUCUUAUUCAAGUUGAAGGAAGUAGAGGCCCUCCCAAAAAGAUAUAUUUUAACAAGCAAGAAAAUUGUAUUUUAUUGCGUCUGGAUAAUGAGCUUGGCGGUAUUAUAGCAGAAGUUAAUUUGGCUGAGCAUUCUACAGUUAUUACAUUUUCAGAUUAUCAUGAUGGAGCAGCUACAUUCCUAUUAAUAAAUCACACUAAGAAUGACAUUAUUGAAUAUAAGCAAAGUUCUCUUGAUGAAAUAGAAGACUCUCUUCCUCCUGGAAAAGCAGUACUUUAUACAUGGGCUGAUCCAGUGGGCUCUAGAAAGCUGAAGUGGACUUGUGGGAAAAGUCACGGUGAAGUAACACAAAAAGAUGAUAUGAUGACACCUAUAAAUUUGGGGAAAAAGACUAUUUAUUUAGUUUCAUUCUUUGAAGGCUUACAACGCAUUAUUUUAUUCACUGAAGAUCCAAAGGUAUUUAAAGUGACAUAUGAAAAUGAGAAAGCAGAAUUAGCAGAGCAAGAAAUUGUGUUGGCAUUACAAGAUGUUGGACUUUCUCUCGUCAACAAUUACACAAAGCAAGAAGUAGCCUAUAUUGGCAUUACAAGUUCUGAUGUGGUUUGGGAGACAAAACCCAAGAAGAAGGCAAGAUGGAAGCCAAUGAGUAUAAAACACACUGAGAAGUUAGAGAAAGAAUUUAAGGAAUAUACUGAAUCUUCACCUUCAGAAGAUAAGGUUGUUGAGUUGGAUGCUAAUAUUCCGGUUCGCUUUACACCUAGUGGCAAUAACAUGAAAAUUCUGCAACCACAUAUAAUAGCUAUACGAAGAAAUUACCUGCCAGCAUUAAAUGUGGAAUAUAAUACAUCUGCACAUCAAUCAUCAUUUAGAAUUCAAAUUUAUAGAAUACAGAUCCAAAACCAGAUACAUGGUGCUGUGUUUCCAUUUGUAUUUUAUCCUAUUAAGCCUCCCAAGUCAGUCACCAUGGAUUCAGCACCCAAGCCCUUUACAGAUGUCAGUAUUGUCAUGAGAUCUGCAGGGCAUUCCCAGAUAUCACGUAUUAAAUACUUCAAAGUGUUGAUCCAAGAAAUGGAUCUCAGGUUAGAUCUUGGGUUUGUCUAUGCACUAGCAGAACUUAUGACAGAAGCUGAAGUAACUGAGAAAACGGAGGUUGAACUUUUUCAUAAAGAUAUAGAAGUUUUCCAAGAAGAAUAUAAAACAGUUUCAUUAGUAGAUUCAUCACAAGUCAGUCUCUAUGAAUAUUUUCAUAUAUCUCCUAUCAAGUUGCAUUUAAGUGUUUCACUGAGUUCGGGUAAAGAAGCAGCUAAAGACUCAGAACAACACGAAGGAUUCAUUGCAAUUAGUUCUUUAAAUCUCUUGCUGAAGAGUAUUGGCGCCACUCUUACAGAUGUACAAGAUGUAGUUUUUAAGCUUGCAUUUUUUGAACUCAACUAUCAGUUUCAUACAACAUCUCAACUGCAGUCUGAAGUAGUAAGACACUAUUCAAAACAGGCCAUUAGGCAAAUGUAUGUACUCAUUCUUGGACUUGAAGUUUUGGGAAAUCCUUUUGGCUUGAUUAGAGAAUUUUCUGAAGGUGUAGAAGCAUUUUUUUAUGAACCUUACCAGGGAGCCAUCCAGGGUCCUGAAGAGUUUGUGGAGGGAAUGGCACUAGGACUGAAGGCAUUAGUUGGUGGAGCUGUUGGUGGAUUGGCUGGUGCUGCCUCCAAAAUCACUAGUGCUAUGGCUAAAGGGGUAGCAGCUAUAACUAUGGAUGAAGACUACCAACAAAAGAGGAGAGAAGCCAUGAACAAGCAACCGGCUGGUCUUAGAGAAGGCAUCACUCGUGGAGGAAAAGGCUUAGUUUCUGGUUUUGUAAGUGGCAUAACAGGAAUUGUUACAAAACCAAUCAAAGGAGCUCAAAAAGAAGGAGCAGCUGGUUUCUUUAAAGGUGUUGGGAAAGGUUUAGUUGGAGCAGUGGCAAGGCCAACUGGAGGCAUCAUAGACAUGGCUAGCAGUACAUUUCAGGGAAUAAAAAGGGCUACAGAGACUUCUGAUGAAGUGGAGAGUUUGCGACCCCCUCGGUUCUUUAAUGAAGAUGGAGUUAUCAGACCUUACAGGUUGAGGGAUGGUACUGGAAAUCAAAUGUUGCAGGUCAUAGAAAAUGGAAGAUUUGCAAAAUACAAAUAUUUUACCCAUGUCAUGAUCAAUAAAACAGAUAUGUUAAUGAUAACUAAAAGUGGGGUAUUGUUUGUAACAAAAGGAACAUUUGGACAGCUUACAUGUGAGUGGCAGUACAGUUUUGAUGAGUUUACCAAAGAGCCAUUCAUUGUUCAUGGAAGAAGAUUGCGAAUUGAAGCAAAGGAACGGGUGAAGUCUGUAUUCCAUGCCAAAGAGUUUGGAAAAAUAAUUAACUUCAAGACCGCAGAGGAUGCUAGGUGGAUCCUCACAAAGCUAGAAGAAGCAAGAGAACCUUCCCCGACCCUCUGA
Messenger RNA from Pipistrellus nathusii (Nathusius's pipistrelle), 9516 nucleotides. NCBI's taxonomy places the organism in Eukaryota, Metazoa, Chordata, Mammalia, Chiroptera, Vespertilionidae. The record is from the annotation of a GenBank genome assembly.